CAUCUCCUAACCUUUGAAGCUAGAUGCUUGACAGGGCCAGCGAAGACAAGCUUGCUGUUGCGAUUGCAUCGUGCGUCCAAGUUGACACGCUGAAGCAAGUGCACUUGCGUAUCUGCCAGGAGUUCCCUCGGACCCCUUACCUGUUGAACUUGGUCGUGCAAAUGUACGCUAAGCUGGGCGAUCUGGAGUCCGCGUACCAGACUUUUACAUGUAUCAAAGAGCCCAACCUUUACUCCUGGAGCCUCAUGUUAGCCGCAUACACUCAGCACGGACAGAUGCAGCAAGCAAGGCACCUGUUCGACAAAAUGCCCGAGAGAAAUGUCGUCGUGUGGACAUCCAUGAUAACAGGAUACUCUCAAGCCGGGAAUGUUGAGGAGGCCCGGUGCAUUUUCGACGUGAUGCCUGAGAGGAAUAUCGUGUCUUGGAGUGCCAUGCUGCAGGGAUACGCCCAAAAUGGGCACGUUGACGAAGCUAAAGACGUGUUUGACAGAAUGCCUAGGGUGAACGUCGUGUCUUGGACUGCCAUGGUUCAGACUUAUGCUGAGAACGGGCAUCUUGUAAAGGCCAAGGUAAUGUUUGACCAAAUGCCCGAGCGAAAUCUCAUAACCUGGACUGUGAUGCUUUUGGCAUAUGCCAAUGGUGGGCUUGUGCAUGAGGCAAGGGUGACGCUGGAGAGGAUGCCCGAGUUCUCGUUUCUCUCUUGGAACAUCAUGCUUUCGGCGUAUGCACAGCAAGGUGAUCACAACAAUGCAACGCGUACGUUUGAUGCUAUGCGAGAGAGGACUGUGACCAGCUGGAACGCUCUCAUUUUCUCGUGUGCUCAGAAUGAGUCCAUCAAGCAGGCCGAACACCUCUUCGAAACGAUGCCCGAGAGAAGCCUGGUGUCUUGGACCUCAAUGAUUUCGGCAUACGUAAGUGUUGGUUGCUUGGAGGGAUCGAAGUGCGUCUUUGACCGUAUGCCGGAGCGGGAUAUAGUCGCUUACAACACCAUCCUGCAGGCGUAUGUCCAGUCGGGGCAUUUGGACUAUGCAGAGACAUUGUGUGAGAAAAUGGCGAGGCACGACGUUGUAACGUGGACAACUAUGAUGGUAGGCUACGUCAAAGACAUGAACCUGUGUGCGUGCAAGGCUAUGUUCUACCUCCUGCCAGACCGCAACUGCAUGUCGUGGAACGCUGUUCUUGCAGCCAUUGCCCAGAACGGGCAUCUGGUAGCUGCGAGGCAAAUGUUUCAAGAGAUGCCAGAGCGUAACAUUGCCUCCUGGAACACUAUGAUCGCCGCCUCCUCGCAUGCUGGACAACCCGCCGCAGCAGUAAUGCUCUUCCACUUUCUCCAAGCGGAAGGCCUUGCUCCUUCGGACAUAUCAUUCACGAGCCUCUUGCAUGCCACAAGCCACGGGGGUGACUUGUCCGAAGGCUUGCUAUACUUCAGGUCGAUGGUUGCUGAUUAUGGUCAAUCGCCUCUGAGAGAUCACUUUUGUAACGUGGUCGACAUCCUUGGACGAGCCGGCUACACUCAAGAAGCCGAGGAACUUGUUAACUGCAUGCCAUUCCUUCCGAAAGAGGUGGAAUGGGGAGCCUUGCUGGGUGCCUGUAGGAUCCACAUUGAUGUCACCCCUGCCGCUCGAGCAGCCGAGCAUAUUCUCGAGCUGGAUCCAGACCACGGCUCCGCGCGUCUCUUGCUGGAAAGCAUCUACGCCGGUCUGCGAGAUUAAUGUACUCUACGUACCUACUGUACUGCACACUGUGCCCUGAAUGGAAGGUGGCUCAUGCCAGAUGCAUGGUGUUUGUGCGUCUCUUUCUUGUGCCAACGCAGGGCUUGCUCGAGUGUGCCUUUGUGUAUAUAAAGCUCACAUUUGAUCGCCAUAAACAUCCGCCCGUCUCGCUUUCUCUCCUGUGUCAUCUUUUACCACCCAUGGAGGCGCCUCUCAAGUUUCUUAGCUUCGCUGCCAUCGUAGCCUUUCUGGUGGCAACAACGGCACCAAGCGUCGUGGAUGGUGCGACGUGCACCUUCGAGUCCACAUUGCCCGACCUUGCCGACUGCCGCCCCUACGUAUCGACUGGGAGCACCCAGACCGAUCCCACCGCCGCCUGCUGCUCCGAGCUCCGCAAUGUCGGCCACUCCUGCCUCUGCGAUCUUCUCAGAGACACCAAGGUUCCCUCGGACAUUGAUAUCAACAGGGCCGUUGCACUGCCUGGCAAAUGCAGCCUUCCCGGCGCCGAUUCCUGCAGCUAAGCAUGGACGCUGACGACACGAGGGUGCCAUGCGUCCCUUUUGUUUCAGAAAAUAAGUCACAGUAGUUUUGCGUUCUCACAAUAAUUGUCUGGUGACCGUUGACACCGUAUGUUUUUUUCCUUUAACUGAGGCGCUGAUUAUCAAGUUUUU
Selaginella moellendorffii is the source of this 2383-nucleotide messenger RNA. RefSeq names its product pentatricopeptide repeat-containing protein At4g02750-like. NCBI's taxonomy places the organism in Eukaryota, Viridiplantae, Streptophyta, Lycopodiopsida, Selaginellales, Selaginellaceae. The record is from RefSeq and is a predicted model, not a curated record. Gene Ontology annotation, molecular function: protein binding. The transcript is spliced from 2 exons. Bases 24 to 1712 code for a protein of 562 amino acids.